Molecule: messenger RNA, 1260 nt
Organism: Lizanozyma spartinae
Lineage: Eukaryota; Fungi; Ascomycota; Pichiomycetes; Serinales; Debaryomycetaceae
Gene: PR26
Product: proteasome regulatory particle base subunit
Exons: 2
Coding region: 1-1260 (419 amino acids)
Biological process (GO): proteasome-mediated ubiquitin-dependent protein catabolic process
Cellular component (GO): proteasome regulatory particle, base subcomplex
Molecular function (GO): proteasome-activating activity; ATP binding; ATP hydrolysis activity
Source: RefSeq, a predicted model, not a curated record
AUGGAGAAUAAACUCGGAAUUGUGGAACAACCUCAAAUUAGUCCCAGCCAGACCCCCUUGCUGGCAUUUACACGGGUGAAGAAAACCGGAUCUACGGAAGAGAACAGUGAUGCUUAUUUGAAAUUGAAACGCUUACAAAAGGAAUUGGACUUGUUGCUCUUACAAGAAGAUUAUAUCAAAGAUGAACAACGUCAUUUGAAAAGAGAAUUGGUCAGAGCCCAAGAGGAAGUUAAAAGAAUCAAAGCUGUUCCAUUGGUGAUUGGUCAGUUUUUAGAACCCAUUGAUGAAAAUACAGGUAUAGUAUCUUCAACAACUGGAUCCAAUUAUGUGGUUCGAAUUUUAUCUACUUUGGAUAGAGAGUUGUUAAAGCCUUCUUCAUCAGUGGCAUUGCAUCGUCAUUCUAACUCAUUGGUGGAUAUUUUACCUCCAGAAGCCGAUUCCUCCAUUUCCAUUGUUUCUGAUGAACAAAAGCCUGAUGUUACUUAUGCAGAUGUUGGGGGGUUGGAUAUGCAGAAACAAGAAAUAAGAGAAGCUAUUGAAUUACCAUUAUCUCAAGGUGAUUUAUAUUCUCAAAUUGGUAUUGACCCCCCCAGAGGUGUAUUAUUAUAUGGACCUCCAGGUACUGGGAAGACAAUGUUAGUUAAGGCUGUGGCUAAUUCAACAACAGCAUCAUUCAUAAGAGUUAAUGGUUCAGAAUUUGUACAAAAAUAUUUGGGUGAAGGUCCAAGAAUGGUAAGAGAAGUAUUUAGACUUGCUAGAGAGAAUUCUCCAGCUAUUAUUUUCAUUGAUGAAAUUGAUUCUAUUGCAACUAAAAGAUUUGAUGCUCAAACUGGUGCUGAUAGAGAAGUGCAAAGAAUUUUAUUGGAAUUAUUAAAUCAAAUGGAUGGGUUUGAUCAAACUUCAACAGUUAAAGUAAUUAUGGCUACAAACAGAGCUGAUACUUUGGAUCCAGCAUUAUUAAGACCCGGAAGAUUAGAUAGAAAAAUUGAAUUCCCUUCAUUAAAGGAUAGAAGAGAAAGGCGGUUGAUUUUCUCUACAAUUGCUUCUAAGAUGUCAUUGGCUCCUGAAGUUGAUUUGGAUUCUUUAAUUGUUAGAAAUGAUCCUUUAUCUGGUGCUGUGAUUGCUGCUAUCAUGCAAGAAGCUGGGUUAAGGGCUGUGAGAAAGAAUAGAUAUAUGAUCUUACAAAGUGAUUUGGAAGAAGCAUAUACUGCCCAAGUCAAAACAGGUACUGAACACGAUAAGUUUGAAUUCUAUAAGUAA